AUGCCUUCAUUGUACAACAAGACUCCUUUGGUACAGCAAACAUUCACAGAUGGGGAAUCAGACUCUCCCCAAUUCUUUAUCAAAUCUGAGUUUUCACAGCCAGGCGGGAGCUUCAAAAGUAGAGGAAUUGGAUACUUGAUUUCAAAAAGUGCUGCAAGAAUAGAAGAAGGGAGCGGAAAGCCGCCUCAUGUUUAUUGUAGCUCCGGUGGCAAUGCAGGACUCGCUGCCGCUACUGCUUCUGAAAUUCUCAGUCUUCCUUGCACCGUUGUUGUUCCUAGGACUACAAAGGAAUCCAUGAUAUCCAAAAUAAGAGAUAGAGGUGCCGAGGUUAUCGUAAAGGGCUCCCACUGGAAGGAGGCCGAUUUCCAUCUGUGCGAAUCUAUAAUUAAAUCCGCAGAAGGCUCCAAACACGUACCUAUCUAUGUUCACCCAUUCGAUAACUCAGAAAUCUGGGAUGGUCACUCUUCAAUAGUUGAUGAGAUUAUCGAAAGUCUCAAGUCAGAGCACAUUGAUUUGGACAGGCUCAAAGGUAUAGUUUGUAGCGUUGGUGGCGGUGGAUUGUUUAACGGUGUUAUUCGAGGUCUGGAAAGGCACAAUUUGGCGCACCAAGUUCCUGUCGUUGCAGUGGAGACAAAAGGUUGCGAUGUUCUGAAUGCCUCCCUGAGAGCUGGUCAUCAAGUUACAUUGGAGAAAAUCACGAGCGUUGCCUCGUCUUUAGGCUCAGUUUAUACACCUAAAGAGACAUUUGAUUAUGCUACGAAAUAUAAUACAAAAUCUGUUGUUCUGGAUGAUAUAGCAGUUCUGGAAACUUGCUUAAAGUAUGCUCAGAGUAAUAAUGUUGCAGUAGAACCGGCAUGUGGAGCGUCGAUUCAUUUGGCAUAUAAUCCCGACAUCCUGGAACAUGCUUUGGGAACAAGUUUAAAGAAAUAUGAUGUAAUAGUAGUCAUAGCCUGUGGUGGCUCAGCUGUAACAACUGAAGAGGUGUCUCGUACUCUGAGUGUUUUAAAAAACGAAAAAUGA
Zygotorulaspora mrakii is the source of this 1020-nucleotide messenger RNA. It is a transcript of the gene CHA1, whose product is annotated as L-serine/L-threonine ammonia-lyase CHA1. The record is from RefSeq and is a predicted model, not a curated record. Gene Ontology annotation, molecular function: pyridoxal phosphate binding; threonine deaminase activity; L-serine ammonia-lyase activity. NCBI's taxonomy places the organism in Eukaryota, Fungi, Ascomycota, Saccharomycetes, Saccharomycetales, Saccharomycetaceae. Gene Ontology annotation, biological process: L-serine catabolic process; L-threonine catabolic process. The transcript has a single exon. The coding region runs from base 1 to 1020 and encodes 339 amino acids.